Molecule: messenger RNA, 1428 nt
Organism: Trypanosoma grayi
Lineage: Eukaryota; Euglenozoa; Kinetoplastea; Trypanosomatida; Trypanosomatidae
Product: putative hydrogenase
Exons: 1
Coding region: 1-1428 (475 amino acids)
Molecular function (GO): 4 iron, 4 sulfur cluster binding
Source: RefSeq, a predicted model, not a curated record
AUGUCAGCCGGUGACUUCUCUGCCUCCCUCAUGCUGGCGGGGAUGGACUACAUCGCGCCAUCGGAGGCCUGCACUCUCCCGACUCGGUUGAAGCAGGGUGAGGGAGAUGGCUCUGUGCAGAGACACAGCUCCGCUAAUGAGGUGGUGAAGAUAACUCUACAGGACUGCUUGGCGUGUAGUGGCUGUGUGACAACGGCAGAGGCGGUUCUUGUAUCUUCCCAAAGUCGCGAGGAAAUCCUUAAAACUCGCGCAGCGGAUACAGCACGUCCUUUUCUGGUUACUGUCAGCGACCAAUCUGCCGCCUCUAUUGCUGCCUAUUUGGAUAUUCCCACCUGGCGCGUUUUCCACAUUGUGAGUGGAUUCUUCCGUGUUGUAUUACAGGCGCAGUAUGUAUCUGAUCUCCGCUGGGCGCAGUACAUCUCACUUGAAAAGACUGCAGAAGAGUACUGUCGUCGAAUGCGUUACGCAAGAGAAACUCUUCCGAUGGUGGUGUCUGCAUGCCCGGGGUGGGUGUGCUACUGUGAGAAGCAAGGCCCCGCCCUACUUCCGUUGUUAUGUCCGGUGAUGUCUCCACAAGGCAUCGCCGGGUGCUACGCCAAGACACUCCAGCCGAAGUUGUGCCACGUCUCUGUGCAACCCUGCUUUGAUCGCAAGUUGGAGGCUGCACGGGACGCUUCCCCUGCCAGUGGUGAGCGGUACACGGACUUUGUGGUGAGCACGCAGGAGUUGCUGGAGUGGAUGCUGGAGAUCGACGCGUCAUUCCCGUGGUGGGCGCCAUUGAGCUCGGAAUUUGGGCCACUCCCCAAUCGGCCCCUGCAAGAAGACAACUGCGCCUUUGCAGCCGCUAUGGAGGGCAGUGGCGGCUAUCAUCGCUUUGCCAUGCAGUAUGCAGCCCGCGAACUGCACCAUACCACUCUUGCGCCUGAUGAUAUUUUCUACGAAAUGAAACGGAACGCCAACCAUCACCAGGCCACAAGUUUAAGUAACCCUGACGAAAUGUACUGCGUCGCCUAUGGCUUCCAGAACAUCCAGAAUACUGUACGGGGAAUAAAGCGUAAAUUGGCCUCAGUUGCGCAAUAUACAUUCAUUGAACUAAUGGCAUGUCCGGACGGUUGUCUUAACGGUGGUGGACAAGUGCGAUAUGGCACCGUAGGUGACACCGCAGGACGAAUUGCCAAGGUGAAGGAUACUUUCAGAAAUUAUGUGUUUCCAAAUGAUGCGGUGAAGAUGAGACGGACAGAGUCCGGGAAGGUGCAAGAGAGCGCCUACGAAGAGAAGGACUGUGAACCACCUUACUUUUCCGUGAGCGCCUUCAGAGAACUGGAGAAGAAUGCUGGGGCGGUGCUUUGGCGUACUGUUUUUCAUGACCGCCAGAAGGAGUUCGAGGCUACGUUAAACAAUGGUGGCGUACACAGCCUGAAGUGGUGA